This is a messenger RNA of Drosophila willistoni, 5266 nucleotides long. RefSeq names its product RB1-inducible coiled-coil protein 1 (gene Atg17). The transcript is spliced from 5 exons. Gene Ontology annotation, cellular component: phagophore assembly site membrane; Atg1/ULK1 kinase complex; extrinsic component of membrane. Bases 989 to 5176 code for a protein of 1395 amino acids. Gene Ontology annotation, molecular function: protein kinase binding; molecular adaptor activity. NCBI's taxonomy places the organism in Eukaryota, Metazoa, Arthropoda, Insecta, Diptera, Drosophilidae. The record is from RefSeq and is a predicted model, not a curated record. Gene Ontology annotation, biological process: autophagy of mitochondrion; reticulophagy; autophagosome assembly.
UUUUUAUAUGGUAUAAUUUAAUUAGAAAUUUAAGAAAUUAAACAAUAUGCGUGAGUGAAUUAGAUGGAAUAAUAACAAAUAAAAACGGGUAAAUGCCCGUCGUGCGAAUGGCGAAAAAAAUUGACGCGAUUUAAAUGCCUGCCAAAUGCAGCAACAACAACGCAAUUGUGAUAGACAAAGAAAUAGAUUACGAAGGGGCAAGCGAGAGGCGAGACGGAGGCGCAAAGAAGAAGGCGAAAAAUUGUUUUUGCAUGAAUAACAUAUUAAAUGAACUAAACGCUGGCUGGGCAAAUGAUUUUUAGUUUUACAUACAUACUUAUUUAAUACGCAACGAAAAUAGCUUUUAAUUUAACAAAAGCAUAAGGAAUAGGAAGGCAAACAUCAAUAGGAGCGGAAACUGCGUCCAAAAAACAUGCAAUAAAACAUAAAUAAUAUUUAUUACAAUUUGAAGAAGUUGGAGCAGCCAGAAAAAACCAUUCAAAACAAGCAAAAAAAAAGCAAAGUUUGGGGGCCAGCUAUUGUUGUUGACGUCGCUGCUGCUGUACACACACACAGGCACAAUCUCACACAGCCCUCCACACACACACACACACACACACGAAGCCCAGCUGAUGUAAAUAAUUUGCAGCGAUUGUGUUCGUGCGCGUUUUCAAUUGAUUAAAACCAAAACACACACGGACACACAUUGCAAUACACCAACACACACAUACAUAUACAUACAUAUGUACGUGGAGGCUCCAUUGUGAAAAUUGAUUAAAGAUUACAAGCAUAACCGCAACAAACAAAGAAGCGGACACACACACACAUCUAUAAACACAGAUGAAGCAACAUAUAUACGUAUAUUUCAUUUGAAGCACUGCCAAAACAAAAGAAAGGACACGACCCUGAAGUGAAGUGUUGCGGUGGAGAAGGCCCAGCGGAGGAGGUGCAGCAGCAGCUGGAGGGUAUCAUUAGGGAGUUAAACUGCAGCAAGGUGUGAAACGUCUCCAUGAUGCUGUACGUAUUCCAUGUGGACGUCGGUCGAAUGCUUAGCUUCGACAUGACUGUCGCCCUCUCGUCGGUGGAGAAUCUGAAAGAGACCAUUCAGCGUCAUCAUGGUAUAUCCGCGGCCAAUAUUGUACUGCUUGUUAGCGGAGGCGAGAUGCUGACUCACUCCACCCAGGUCUCGUGCUACUCGGCCGGUACCGACACGAAUCCCAUAUAUAUGUUUCUUACUGGCGAUGAACGUUUGGCGCCGACAGUAGCCAACAAUGAUGCGGAUACCGAACUGCGUCGCCAAGUGGAAGAGAGCCACAGACUGCCAGCGGUGCUGGAGACAGUGCGCCAGAGGGCCCAUCUAGCGCAGCAUAUGAGAGAGUUGGCCCGUAAGGAGGAAACUCUGUGCGAGCGCCUGGUUCACGAGCAACACCUGCAACAGCAGGGAUGGUCAGCUGUGGUGGCCAACAUGGAGGACUUGACAAAUGAGUUUAGUGAACGUUUCCGCAACUUUCGUCAAUCGUUCGAACGACAUUUGGAAAAGAGGGAAAGCUAUCAGGAGUUGUUACGAAAUUUCCCUGAUGAUCUCAAACAGCUGGCCAGGAUUACCAUACUGCCAGGAUUAAUGAAUCUGGCUGAGGCGGAUUUUCAUGGUUUUGAUGAGCUGCUAUAUAAUGAUGAUGUAUUUGCUCAACAACAGCAGCAGCAGCAACAGGGGCAAGAACAGGCUGUGGCUCUAAGCGAAUCUUCUCAAGCGGAUUCACCUAAUAAAAAGCUUAAAAUGGGUGACGACGAUGUUGACCAGGCGGCAGAAGUAGCAGCAGUGUCGUCUGAACAGCAAGCCGAGCAACAGGAACGAACAUCGCAAACCUCUACCACCAGCUCAUCAAUUGCUCGACGCCACAGUCUGAAUCUGCUGCAGUGGAUUAACUCGAAGGGCAAUCACAAUGCACUCCAAGUCAUGUCCGAUGAGUGCAUUCAAGGCCUAAACACGUUCAGUGCCGAAAUCUAUGAAAAGUUAAAGGAAGAAGUGCAGCAAAUCAUCAAAUUGGCCAAGCAAAGCGAAGUCAAGGAGAUAAAGGGCUUGGGUGAACGCCUCUGCCGCCUCGAAGAGUUCAAGUUCAAGAUUGCGAAAAUGGUGCAGGACCAAAAGGAGCAAGCCAUUGCCCUGCAGCAGAACGAGGCUCGUGCCCAAAAUUUGCGCGACAAUUCCGUAUUGCCCGAUCUCUGUUUGUCGCAUCGCUCUCAGUUGCAGGUGAUGCUGGAAAAUCAUUUAAAAAUUCGCGAGUAUUGCCGUUGCAUAGCCAACUCCAAGGAUGAACUGGGCCGAAAUCUCCAUAUGCGUCUGCGACGCAUUGUAUGGAUAGAGAACGGCAUGAGCGAGUUUGACAAUCGUCUGCUUUUCUAUCACCGCUGUUUGAGGCGGGCAGAACGACAUAUUGGCAUCAUUGAACAGAUCCAUCGGGCUCCCAGUACAUAUGUCGCCGCCGUGGCAGAGGUGGUCCGACGUAAAAUCUUCUCUGACGAAUUCCGUCAGUGGGCAUCACGUCUCUCUGUGGACUUUAAUCGCAUCCAUAGCGAGGAACUGAAUCGCCGUAAGGAGUUCAAUGCCAGCUUUGAUGGGCACUUUCUUAAUAUCCUCUUUCCCGGUUUGGGCGACAUGCCGCCGGCCUUUGCUAAUGAGCAUCCCCUAAGUUUUGAUACGCGCCUCCCGCCGUUGAGCAGAUCUGAUAUUGAACUGCUCUCCGUGCAACUGCCCGAGUUGGCUGCCCAGCUGCAGUUGCCGGAUAUGAAAUCUGUGAUACAAUUCUUUGUCAAUCGUUCCGGUGAAAUUAAACAGGUGGAAUUGGAUGAAGACCCCACAACCGAACCCGCAAACGAGAUAGAGCCUCCCUUAGCUGCACCUCGUUUGGCCGAACUGCAAGCCAUGGCACAGGCCUCUGCCUCCGACUGUGAAACGGACACAGAAACGGAAUUCGAAAAACUGACCACAACAUCCAAAUGUGUGGGCACCUCCACCAGCGGGAUAUUGGAGCAAAUGGCCCGUAGCACGGCAACCGAUCAAUUGCUCAUGCUCAGUGCCAGCACAUUGACAGAGGAUAAUGCAAACAGCGCUGCCCAAAUCCGAAGUGACUUUGAGAAGAUGUCCAAAUUGGCUCUUGCGGGCGUGGCUCAGGCUCGCGUCAAUUUAAAUACUUUUCGUCAGGAUGCCGCCAGCUAUCAAGAUGAACUCCAGUCGGAGCUGCUGCUGCUGCACGACAAAUUGAAUCUCCUACGCAUGCAGAGCGAGGAGCGAGAACGCGCGGCUCAAGAGCAACUAGAGGAUCUGCGGCGUCAAUUGGAGCUGGCCGAACGUGAUAAAUUAGCUGCAGUAGCCCAGGCAAGGGAGCAACUUAUCCAUGAGCACAAAACUGAGUUGGAAUCGCUGCGUUGCCGCUUCAAAUUGAUGACAUCAAUGGAACGUUCACCAUCUGACUGCAGUUUGGAGAAGUUGGAACGGCCGACAAGCAGUGCCAGUGUGACCAGUGCCGGUGCCGCAACCGGUGUCGAUGUGGAUCAGUUGUUGGCACAGCAGCGACAGGAGCUGAUUGCACAGCGCGAACGUGCCAUUACGGAGGCCAUCGACGCCGAGCGUUCGCUCUGGCAGUCGCGUCUUCUUCCUAUUAACUCCGAAUCUGUUAUGCUCAAUGUGGGUAUACUGAAAGAUAUGUUGGCAGACAGGGAGCGCCAGCUCGAUCAGCUUCGAGAACAAAAUAAGGUAGUCAUGCAGGAGACCUAUCAGCUGAAAACCCGUCUGGAGAUGAUCACAAAUGAGGAUGGGGGCAACAGUUGGCUCAAGGAGAAAAUUGAAUAUCUGGAUCGAGACAAGAACCGGCUGGAGGAGGAGCUCUGCCAGGAGAAGACCAAACGCAUGGCAAUGGAGCAAAGUGUGGCUGCUCUACGCAGUUCGAUUUAUGAUCCGCCAUCGAACACUGCUAUGGCUCGAUCCAAGUCCAGUUCCGGACAUCGAUAUAUUGCACUGGAGGGCUGUGGCAAGGGUGAUUAUGUAUUUGUUGUAUGGAGCAUACGUCAUGGCCAGUUCAUGGUCGUCCAAGACUCGCUUACCUUGUACUUUGUCCAUGCUGAUAGUUUGGCCAGCCUUCAGCUAGUCGCUCCCCCUACCCAGCAAAUCGCAGCCGGUCCAACUGGUACAGAAUCGCCUCCAUCACUGGCAGUGGCAGAGUUAAAUCAAAUUCCUUUACCCUACUAUGCCAUUGGACGGGUGAUUGACAAGGAGUAUUGUCAGGCUCGAAAGAAUGAAAAUCGCUAUCGCGUCAGCAAGGGCUCGAAAUUUUAUCGCAUCAAACUUGCGCCAUUACCAUCUCGAAAUCCUCAGCGCCGCGAGCGUUUAGAAUCUAUAAACUCAACUGUUGCCAUUAAACCUCUGCAACUGACAACUUUGACAUCAUGGCCCAGAGAUGUCACAGAUGCACCUGGCAGUGUCGGGAGCAGUGUGUAUCAGAGUAUCAAAGAGCGCACAGUGAGCAUAACCAGUGUCAAUGAGGAGGACGAUGAAUCGGCCUCGUUGCUAAGUGAGAGCUGUCGUUACAUAAGUGUCAGUGAGGAGAACGAACUGAUUGCUGCUAGCGGCACAACAGUGAAUGCAACAUCAUCCACAGCAGCUGCAGCAGCAGAAAUGGCAACAACAAUGUCAUCAACCACAUCCACAAUAACAACAGCGGCGGCACCAUCACCACCAGGAACUCAAGCACAGUCUGUGAUAACAGAGCAGCCAACGGCAUCGAGCAAACUGAAAUUGGAUCUACUGUUGGCCUCUGCUGAUAUAAUAACACAACCCUUAACACUACAACAUCAAGAUCCACAACAACCACAUGAGGAGGCAGCCGCUCAAGUGGAGCCUGUGGCCGAUUUAGACACAACUCUAACUUCAAAUACAAAUGCAGCUACGUUAAGUGUAGGAAAUGAUGGAGAAGAACCUGUUACCAUAUAUGUGCCCCCCACAGCAACCGCAACAACAUCAGCAACCGCAAUAACAACGACUGCUAGCACUAUAUCAAUAGUCAGUCUGGAUACGGAACCUAUGAUAAGCACAGCACCAAUGCUACCAAUGUCGAUUGGUACGGCAACCAUUAGCGAGGAUUCCGAUGAGUAUCGCUCUCUGGAGGGUAAGGAUGAAGCUGAUUUUACCAUUUCCGAAUAGUGUACGACAAUUGGAAGUUAUAUAUACAUAAAUAUAUAUAUAAACAAUAUACCUACUUAUAUGCGGAGGGUGUAUCCCUAGGCUAACAAA